This is a messenger RNA of Helianthus annuus (common sunflower), 642 nucleotides long. RefSeq lists its product as uncharacterized. Bases 1 to 642 code for a protein of 213 amino acids. The transcript has 2 exons. The record is from RefSeq and is a predicted model, not a curated record. Lineage: Eukaryota; Viridiplantae; Streptophyta; Magnoliopsida; Asterales; Asteraceae.
AUGGCUUCCCCAAAAAUGAGUCUGAAGCUUCUUAUUGACAGAAAAGGGUCUAGAGUGUUAUUUGCGGAAGCACCAAAAGAAUUUGUUGAUUUUCUUUUCCACAUAUUCUCUUUACCUUUAGGCACCCUCAUAGAGUUCUUGGGAUCCAACCAGAUGGUUGGUUGCUUAGGAAAACUCAAAGAUAGCAUAGAAAGCUUUGAUGAGGACUGCCUUCAAUCCGGCAUCAAAUCGGAAGAUAUCUUCAACCCCAAAACUGCUUUUAAUGGUGACAUAUUUCUGUUGUCCUAUGAUCAUGCUUCUUCUGAUGAUCAGCCUGCUGGUGCAUCUAAAGCAGUUUACAUGUGUGAUAAUGCACUUUGCUCUGGAUGUGAUCAAGAUGACUCUUGCGCGUCAAACGUGACGCUGUAUGCGAAUCUCGAGUGUCCCAACUGCCGUGGUUUCAUGAAUGUUAAGAGGUCAGUCAUAACGCCUAACAGAGUAGCAGAAACAAAGGAAGGUGUCAAGAAAAAGAAAGUAGGGUAUGUAAAGAAAGGGAAGACGUACAUGGUGAUGGAUGAUUUAGUGGUGAAACAAAUUGGUUUGAAGCUGUUGGCAGCAUCAUUGAAGACGGAUAAAGUGCUAACCACAAUCUUUAUGCAUUAG